Messenger RNA from Gadus morhua (Atlantic cod), 3689 nucleotides. RefSeq names its product MDM2 binding protein (gene mtbp). Gene Ontology annotation, biological process: traversing start control point of mitotic cell cycle; regulation of protein ubiquitination; protein localization to kinetochore. Bases 205 to 2871 code for a protein of 888 amino acids. Gene Ontology annotation, cellular component: kinetochore. The record is from RefSeq and is a predicted model, not a curated record. The transcript has 23 exons. Lineage: Eukaryota; Metazoa; Chordata; Actinopteri; Gadiformes; Gadidae.
GCACUACGCUAUCUCUGUAUUCCAGCAUGUAGCCCGCCGUAGUAGAAAGUCGUAUGUCUUUUAUUUUGAAAAUCUCGGUCCGGAAGUAGAUCGGCUGCCGCUAGUUUAGGCCUUUAAAGUUUAGCGGGAGUUUUGACCCUACGAGAAGGCUUUUAUCACAUUUUAAUCGCAAUUUUUUAAGCAUACAUUUUUUAAUUAUUUAACAUGGAUAAAUACGUGAUGCUUUUAUCCUUCUGUCCUCGGUUAUCGGAAUGUCUGGAUGAUUUUAGACCUUUAGAGAAAGUGAAGCAAAUAUAUGAUGGUCUAAGGGGCAUCUCCUGUGACGAAUCUCCGAGGGUCUCCGCGUUCCCAGCUUGUUCGCUUAGUGGCUACCCAUCAGGGCAGAGAUGGUUCUUUGCCAUCCAGGCUGUCCAUGGAUUUGGUCAGUAUUGCAGUUCAGAUUGGGAAGAGGGGAGAGCCAGCCAACCGAAGGGGGACAGGGAAGAGGAGAGCCCAAGCGCCUGGCAGCUGUGUCACAGCUCUCUGCAGGACCAGGGAAGAGAAGGGGAGACACAGGAUGAGCAGUCUGCACUGGCAGAGUUGUUUGAGGAGGCAGCAGAAGGACUACAUCUCUUGUCAGACAAACUACCACCACCAGGUAAAGCCCUGGUGGACGUGCUGGUGCUCUGCGGGUCUCCACCUCCAACCUCCCUGAGGGACCUGCUGCCUCUGAUGGGUGCCCUCAAACACAUGGAGUGCUGGCACUCCGCCAAGAUCACCCUGGUGACCCCGCAUGCCGAAGGGUGGCAGACGGUGGCUGCCUCUCUGGGUGCCACUGUGGUGGGGCCUGCUGAGAUGGACAGCUGCAUAGACCACAAGGAGCAGUGGAGAGGAGCUCUGCUGAUCAGGGAGAAAAAGUGUGCCUCAGAGCUGAGGUUCGGGGGCUUCUCCCUCCGUACUGCAGUGGGUGACGGUCCGACCAGGUGCUCCUCCUCCGGCCCUGCUGCCCAGCGCCUGCAACCCGAGGUCUUCCAUUACUACAGGAAUGUCUUGGACCUGAUGCAGAUGGUCUCCCUGAAAGAACUACCUGACUUUCUGUUGUCCAACACGGAGUUCCAGCUUCGCAUGUCUGGGAAGUCCAAGAAGUGCAAGCUUCUGUUGGAUCAGCUGUCGUCCCUACGUGGAGAGGUGGGAGCAUUGUUUUGCCUGUCCUGUGUGGUCACCCCCAUGGCCCAGCCAGUAGCCAGCCAGCUGAGCUCCCAGCGAUGGAGGGACACCCUGGCCAAGAGGCCCAGCUCUCUGCCUGUGCCUGAGGUGGAGGUCAAAGGCGAGGGCGCCCACUACUUCCUGUUGGUCCAGGGCUCGGAGGAAGGUGGAGGUGGAGCCUGCAGAGCCCGGAUGCUCCACUCGGCCAAUCAGAUCAAUGGAGCUGCUGCCGUGGCGACCGUAAAUGGGCUCUUGAGAGAAAAGUCUCUGCUCUCAUCAGGAAAGACAGAAGGACGCCUCCUGGACUCGCUGCCCUGCUUCCGCCGAGACGACGUGCGGCAGGCGAGCCGGGCCCAGACGCUGGUUCUUAAGGAAUGCCUGAAGAGGCGAGUGGAUGCCCACUCGACGGCCACGAUACCGGUCAGCCUCAUAAAGACCCUGCUGAACCGGGCCGCAGAGCAGUACCUGAGAUUAACCACUGACCCCUCCCCCCCGGAGGACCAACAGGGCAGCGUCACCACGACUCCAGAGUCCCGACGAGGAGCCGGCCAGCCGUCGGAGUGGCCCGAGAGAAGCGUGCUCCGGAACGUGGAGAACCUCCGGAGAAGGCGCCAGAAGAACCGCUUUGGUCCGUUGUCGGCGCCGGGCUCCAGCGACAGUCUGCUGGGGCCGAAGGACGCGAGCCAGCGCGUGUCCGCGGCGCUGUUGGACGCCAAGGAGCUGCUGAAGCACUUCAGCGCAGACGGCACGCCCGCUGGGGAGCUUCAGCCUCUGGUGGUCUGCAGGGGGAGCAACGCGUUCCAGAUGUCUCCGGACCUGUCUCCCGGGCGGGCCAGCCAGUUGCCCUUCAGCAAGGCGUCGGCCUCCAACUACCACGGGAUAGAGUUCUGCCUGGACCAGCAGCAGCUCAGCGCCCUGGACCGCGACCUGGGCUUCGUGCGCCUCCAGUCGCGCCUCGUCCGCUUCGAGACACAGACCACCUGCUCCAAGGAGCCCCUCCCCUUCGCCCUGAGCCCCGCCCCCCUCGGCCCCGCCCCCUCCCCCGCCGUGGCCUCCGAGCCGGGCAGCGUGCCGGACGGGGAGGCGCUGCUGCAGCUGCAGAACGCCCACGUGGCGCGCCUGAAGCGCCGGUCCCGGGAGGCGGACGCAGCCGCCGCGCUGGGGGGGCCGCGCAAGAGGCUGGUGAAGUCAGAGAGCAGUGACUCUCUGUGCUCCCAGAGCAGCAGCAGCAGUGGGACACGCCCCUCGGUGAGGUCACUGAGGCAGCAGCCAAUCAGGUCCCAGUCUGCCUCCACUCUACCCAGCUCUUUGGCCCCUCCCCCCAGUCGUCCAUCUUCAGGCCAGCCUCCCGCGGCGCCGGCGGACACUACCGGACCCGACCACCAGGGGCCGCUCCAGGUCCACAGCCAGGAGCAGCAGGCCAAGGAGUCCCGCUCCCAGAAGCACCACAGGAUGCUGAUGGAGGUCGUGGCUAAAACGCUCGAGGCCCACGGUGUCACCGCCAAGCACCCCUGCUUCAGCGCCUGCAGCAAGAGACUGUUUGAGAUCUCCAAGUUCUACCUCAAGGAUCUGAAGACGUCUCGGGGUCUGCACGACGAGAUGAAGAAGGCGGCCAAGAGCAACGCCAAACAGGUUAUCGACUGGGAGCUGGAGAAGACCUCAAAGAAGCAGAAAGCGGGGAAAUAGAGAACAUUUCGUACGACUAGCCUUCAAAGGUCAUCAAAGACGGGGCUCCAUCCGUCACCGUGGCAACGGGACGCUCGAAGCGCCCCCUCCAAGCGCUUCGCGUCGGAGGAAAUGCGGCGUUGCGUCGACAACGUACCCACUUGUGUCGUUAAGGACGUUUGCUGUUUUUCGUUCUCAGUAAGAGAGGCCCGACAACAAGGACUCAUACAAUACUUCUGUUGAGUAAUUCUCCAGACCCCUUUGAUAACGUCGACGGUCAGCUUCUCCUUUCAUUAAGUCUGGUCAGCCGGCCAGGGUCUGGCUUCUUCUACCUUAAACUCGGAAACUUCUACCACUGUAUUUCCGAGUCUUCCGCACAGUAGUGUUUAUGUGUUACUUUGAAGGGAAUGGCAGUCGGACCAAACAUGACCACACAGCACAGACUCAUCUUGUGGUACGGUAACUCAUGGCACCAGCAGGGAGCCAUUGGGAGUAAUUGCCUCAUUUUCUUAAGUUCUCCUUUUAAAGUUGUCUUGUGUUUUGUCUUGCCUGUUUUAAUCAAUGCAAACCUUAAUUGUGUGCUAUUUAUUUUACUCCGGAGACUAUAACAUUAUUAUCAAUGUCCAUUAUUUGUUUUCCCUUUGUGUUUUCCGCCAGGGUUUUUGUUAGUUUUGUGUUGUUUUUAUGCCCCGUCUUUAUUUUCGCUUUUCAAAAGCAUUUUAUCAAUUAUUUGUGAUGUUAUUUCCGCUGGUUUUAUCCGCUCUAAAUGUUCUAUCCUAACAGAUGUGUCAUAUUUAUCCCUCCUCAAGGCGACAAUAAAAUGUUUUUUUUUAAAUGUU